GGCCGGAGAGCGGGGAGAGCGGCUAGCGGCGAGCGCCCAGCUCGGCCGCAGGGAGUGCGGGCUGCGGCCAGGAGCGCUGGACGCGCGGCCGCAUACGGAGCCGGGCCAAAAGCGCGAGGCCGCGCCAGGCGACGCCGAGUCCAGUCACCACAGGCUCGGCCAGGCCAGCAUGGUGGACCACUUGCUUCCAGUGGACGAGACCUUCUCGUCACCGAAAUGCCCAGUGGGUUACCUGGGAGAUAGGCUGGCCAGCCGGCAGCCGUACCACAUGUUGCCGUCGCCCAUCUCUGAGGAUGACAGCGAUGUCUCCAGCCCCUGCUCUUGUGCCAGUCCUGACUCGCAAGCCUUCUGUUCCUGCUACAGUGCAGGUUCGGGCCCUGAGGCCCAGGGCAGUAUCUUGGAUUUCCUCCUGUCCCAGGCUACACUGGGCAGUGGUGGUGGCAGUGGAGGCGUCGGAGAUAGCAGUGGCCCUGUGACCUGGGGAUCAUGGAGGAGAGCCUCUGUGCCUGUGAAGGAGGAGCAUUUCUGCUUCCCUGAAUUUCUGUCAGGGGACCCUGAAGACGUCUCCAGGCCAUUCCAGCCUACCCUGGAGGAGAUUGAAGAAUUCUUGGAAGAGAACAUGGAGGCUGAGGUCAAGGAGGCCCCAGAGAAUGGCAGCAGGGACCUAGAGGCCUGUAGCCAGCUCUCAGCUGGGUCACACCGGAGCCACCUCCAUCCAGAGUCUGGUGGGAGAGAGCGCUGUACCCCACCACCAGGUGGCACCAGUGGGGGUGGUACCCAAGGUGCAGGUGAGGGGCCAGCACAUGAUGGCCCCAUGCCGGUGCUACUGCAGAUCCAGCCUGUUGCUGUGAAGCAGGAGGCAGGUGCAGGGCCAGCCUCCCCAGGGCAGGCCCCAGAGAGCGUCAAGGUCACCCAGCUUCUGGUCAACAUCCAGGGACAGACCUUUGCACUCCUGCCUCAAGUGGUACCAUCCUCCAACUUGAACCUGCCCUCAAAGUUCGUGCGAAUUGCGCCUGUGCCCAUUGCCGCCAAACCUAUUGGCUCAGGAUCCCUAGGGCCUGGCCCUGCUGGCCUCCUUGUGGGCCAGAAGUUCCCCAAGAACCCAGCAGCUGAACUUCUCAAAAUGCACAAAUGCACUUUCCCAGGCUGCAGCAAGAUGUACACCAAGAGCAGCCACCUCAAGGCCCACCUGCGCCGGCACACAGGAGAGAAGCCCUUUGCCUGCACCUGGCCGGGCUGCGGCUGGAGGUUUUCCCGCUCAGAUGAGUUGUCACGGCACCGGCGAUCUCACUCAGGAGUGAAGCCGUACCAGUGUCCCGUGUGUGAGAAGAAAUUCGCGCGGAGUGACCACCUCUCCAAACACAUCAAGGUGCAUCGCUUCCCACGAAGCAGCCGUGCAGUGCGUGCCAUCAACUGAGCGCAAUGGCCGCCCUACCUUCCCCCAGCUCCACGUUUUGUUUUUAAAUGCAAUAACUUAUUGCCUCUUUCAGAAGGAUGUGACAAUAUUACCAGCCCCCCUUCUGAAUCUUAGGAGGUAUGACCCAGAGCCACCAUGGCUGCCUUUCCGGGGAGGACCUAGAGUCCCCAAGGUCCCUGGGGGCUGGUUCCCCGGUGGCCCAGGCAGGCCUGUGCCCGUGUGCCUUUGUGCCUUCCUGCCAGCUGGAAGCAGUGUUUGGGGGGUCCUUGCCCUUCUCCCAUUGGGCUCCCUACCUGGGCCAAAGCCAACACUAUUGCUGGGGAAGAAGUAUUUUGACUGUGUCGAAAUAGUAGCUCCCAGAGGAAGCCAUGCUGGGAAAAGGAAGUAGGUCAAAAGCAUAGGGCUGCGCUGUGGUGUGAGGACCGCCAUAUGCAAGGGGCCUUUGAGUGUCCAGGAGAAUGGCCACCCUCGCUCUAGGCCGUAACGCAUGUGCUUAAAUGCAAGACAAAUGGAGCCAUAUCCAUUCGUACCCAGCCUGGCUCACCCUCCUCCAGACACCAGCCCCCUGGUUGCGGUGGGAGGAGAAGGGAACAGGUCUGGUGGAUGCAAAGCAACUAGCUAGCGCCUCCCAGUCUGACUUAGAGUUGCAUUCCUCAUCAGGUCUAGAAAUUAGUAUCAAUUGAACUAGCUUGUUUUGACAGGUCUGUUUCACAUCCUAUGAAUGUAUGUAAAUAAACUGUACAUAGGUACGCAUCUACAUAAAAUAUCUUUUAAUAACACGUUGACAUUUGUGUAAAUUUGAAAUUUAAAAAAUUCUAUAAAGUUGGUGUACAUAUGUUACAAUUAUGUAUAUUUUCUUUGGUCCUUCAUAAAAAAAUAUAUUUACUUUGCCAAUAAAAAGAGAAAAAAAGAACUC
Molecule: messenger RNA, 2333 nt
Organism: Arvicanthis niloticus (Nile rat)
Lineage: Eukaryota; Metazoa; Chordata; Mammalia; Rodentia; Muridae
Gene: Klf15
Product: KLF transcription factor 15
Biological process (GO): regulation of transcription by RNA polymerase II
Molecular function (GO): DNA-binding transcription factor activity, RNA polymerase II-specific; RNA polymerase II cis-regulatory region sequence-specific DNA binding
Source: RefSeq, a predicted model, not a curated record